Molecule: messenger RNA, 297 nt
Organism: Schistosoma rodhaini
Lineage: Eukaryota; Metazoa; Platyhelminthes; Trematoda; Strigeidida; Schistosomatidae
Source: the annotation of a GenBank genome assembly
AUGUUUAAAUAUAUGCGAUUCAUUUGCCUUUGGCUUUUCAUUUUCAUUCAUAUUGAAGCUUUACCUGAAAUUGCUGAAAGAAAACGUUGUUCACCAUUAGGUGGUUAUUGUGAUCGAUCAAUAUUUUAUCCAUGUUGUAAGAAAUCAGUAUGUAAACUACAUGGAUUUGCAAAUGGAACAUGUGUUGAAUGUUUAGAUGUGGAUUGGGCUUGUUUAAGUAAUUCAGAAUGUUGCAGUGGAAUAUGUCAUCUAGUAAAAUGUCAACCAAAGAAAAAACUUAAAAUUAGUAUUUAUUAA